This is a messenger RNA of Guillardia theta CCMP2712, 696 nucleotides long. RefSeq lists its product as hypothetical. Gene Ontology annotation, cellular component: nucleosome. The record is from RefSeq and is a predicted model, not a curated record. NCBI's taxonomy places the organism in Eukaryota, Cryptophyceae, Pyrenomonadales, Geminigeraceae. Gene Ontology annotation, molecular function: DNA binding; protein heterodimerization activity; structural constituent of chromatin. The transcript has 5 exons. Bases 25 to 462 code for a protein of 145 amino acids.
GUCCCAGCGCGGCACCGUUACGCCAUGGCAGGCGAGGACGGAGGUAAGGGAGGAAAGGGAGGAAAAGGAGGAAAAGGAACAGCCUCAGACAAGAAGAAACGCGCGCCGCAGUCACGAUCAUCUCGUGCUGGCUUGCAGUUUCCCGUUGGUCGUAUCCACAGACAUCUCAAGACGCGCAUCGCUCGUCAUGGCCGUGUGGGAGCGACUUCAGCUGUGUACAUGGCAGCCAUCUGCGAGUAUCUCUGCGCUGAGGUGCUGGAGCUCGCAGGAAACGCUUCCCGUGACUUGCGCGUGAAACGUAUCACUCCUCGCCAUCUUCAGCUGGCCAUUCGCGGAGAUGAAGAGUUGGAUACUCUGAUCAAGGCCACCAUCGCUGGCGGAGGAGUCAUCCCCCACAUUCACAAGUCCCUCAUCAACAAGGGGCCCAAGGCGAAGAAGUCAAAGGCCACCAAGGCCCCUUAAAGUCCGGUCGAGUCACACGAUGUCACUUCUGCCUCAAGCUGCAGACGGUGGACGUUCCUAGCUCGCCCUAUCUGGCGUCACUCUGGUGGAUGUGGAGUGUGGUGGAGAUCAGGAUGCAAGGAAGCGGGAGGAAUGUUCUUGUUGAGCAAAUGAAAGUUGAGAGUAGGAGAGAAGAGAAGCAACAAGUUUAUCUACAUAAUCUCAUCGAGAAACAAUAGACUGAGUGACCUUCUC